Lotus japonicus is the source of this 732-nucleotide messenger RNA. RefSeq lists its product as uncharacterized. The record is from RefSeq and is a predicted model, not a curated record. Bases 1 to 732 code for a protein of 243 amino acids. The transcript has a single exon. NCBI's taxonomy places the organism in Eukaryota, Viridiplantae, Streptophyta, Magnoliopsida, Fabales, Fabaceae.
AUGGAGAAAGGUUCUACUGCUAUGGCUACUUGGAACCCUAUAGCUUCUAUUUUUGAGGACAAUCAGAACUCCCGUGUUGUCGCCCUCGACCAGGAUUUUAUCUCCACUCGCAUGGAGAAUUUUCCAAAUGUUUCGGCCUAUUGUCAGCGUCUGAAACAUAUCUCUGAUCAGUUGAGGAAUGUUGGUGCCCCAGUCAGUGAUCAUCGUCUUGUUCUCCAGUUAGUCUCUGGUCUCACUGAGCCUUUCCGUGGUGUUGCCACCCUGAUCCGUCAGAGCGAGCCUUUGCCUCCAUUCCUCAAGGUCCGCUCCAUGCUGAUUCUAGAGGAAUCCGGUCUCGCAAAGAUGUCUGGUCCUGCCUCUCAGACUGCUUUGCACACCUCUGCUUCCCCUCCACGGGCCUCCGAUAACUCUUCUCAGCAGCGCACCACCAACCGCAACACUCAGGGACACUCCAACUACCGUUCUGGGUUAGGGCAAAAUCGUAACUAUCCGGGUAAUUCUGGUAAACCUAAAAAGAAAGGUGGCUCUCGCUAUACUGGUUCAUCUGGCUCCUCUGGUUCCCUACUGCAGCUCAUCCACCAUGGCGCCCGCCUCAGUCGGCAUCAUGGAAUCCUUGGGGUUGGGCUCCUCCCCCUGGUUGGGCUCCUUCCCCUUGGGGCAUGCCUCCUUGUCCUUACCCCACAUCUCAGUGGUCGCGUCCCAUGGGUUCUCCGCAGCAACCCAGCGUUCUAG